UGAAGUUCGUGUCGUGCUAGUUCUGUGGUAGGUACUACAAACAAAUAGCAAAUUCCUUAAUUUUCAUCAUAAAUCAUUGUGUUACGUGUUGUUUAUUGUGCGUGGAGGUGUGUGCUAAUGUAUAAUGUUUUUAUUCUGUUGCUGCAUUGAGUAAUAUACUAAAACAGUUUCAAAACGAUAUUGCAGAUCGUUGAACAAACCUGACAAACUGGAUUGCGAAUAAUGAUGGACUCGGACUCGUCCGGUGCGGACUUUUGUCGCUUCUGUAGAUCAGAGGCUUCGUCCGACCGGCCACUAUUUCACCCGUGUAUAUGCACGGGUUCAAUAAAAUGGAUCCACCAGGAAUGUUUAGUGCAAUGGAUGCGUUAUUCACGGAAGGAAAUAUGCGAACUUUGCGGUCAUCGCUUCUCCUUUAUGCCCAUCUAUUCUCCGGAUAUGCCUCGCAGACUGCCGUUGCGUGAUGUUGUAGGUGGAUUGGUAACAUCCGUCGCAUCGGCGGUGAAAGAUUGGCUGCACUACACACUCGUCGCCCUCGCCUGGCUUGGAAUAGUCCCAUUAACUGCGUGUAGGACGUAUCGUUGUUUAUUUUCUGGUUCAUUGGACCCAGUGAUAUCCCUUCCGUUCGACAUAGUAUCAGCUGAGAACUUAGCAAAAGAUGUUUUCUCUGGAUGCUUUGUUGUUACAUGUACUUUAUUCUCUUUUAUUGGUUUGGUAUGGCUGAGAGAGCAGAUUAUGCAUGGUGGUGGCCCAGAUUGGAUGGAAAGGGAAAAUUUACCAGCACCACCAGCCGAAGAGCCAUUACAGGAUAAUAACAAUGAGAAUAUUAAUGAGGGGGCUGUCGAUGAUGUUGGAGCAAGGGAAGAGCCAAACGGUGAAGCUGCAGAGGACCCAUUGGUUGGUGAUGAAGCUAACUGGAAUCCUAUGGAAUGGGAUAGAGUUGCUGCAGAGGAGUUAACUUGGGCUAGGUUAUUGGGGUUGGAUGGGUCAAUGGUGUUUCUAGAACAUGUGUUCUGGGUUGUAUCAUUGAACACACUGUUUAUUGUUGGAUUUGCAUUCUGUCCCUAUCAAAUAGGGCAGCUUGGGGCUACAGUAGCUGGACUGACCGCAGAGGGACCAUUUGCUGGUCCCUUGAAAGCACUAUCUGGAUAUGUGAUUGUGGCGGCACUGUUAGCCAUACUUCAUGCCAUGGCCUCUUUGUUGAGGCUGAGAAGUGCUAAAAAAGCUCUGGGAUUCUGCUAUGUUGUUGUAAAAGUAGCUCUGCUAUCUGUUGUUGAAAUUGGCGUUAUUCCUCUAGUAUGUGGAUGGUGGUUGGACCUCUGUUCCCUGUCAAUGUUUGACGCAACAUUAAAAGACAGGGAGACGAGUCUCCAUGCAGCUCCGUGGACUCUAAUGUUCAUACACUGGCUUGUCGGCAUGGUCUAUGUGUACUAUUUUGCGUCUUUCAUAUUGCUAUUGAGAGAAGUGCUACGCCCUGGUGUUCUUUGGUUCUUGAAGAACUUGAAUGAUCCCGAUUUUAGUCCUGUUCAGGAAAUGAUACAUCUACCAGUAUGGUCGCACAUCCGACGUUUGAUUGUAUCAGCCAUGGUGUUCGGUACCGCAGUACUCUUUAUGCUGUGGCUUCCGAUCAGAGUGAUCAAGUAUGUGCUGCCUGGCUUCUUACCGUAUGCAGUUGCAGUGCAUACAGAGGCGCCUGUUAAUGAAUUGAGUUUGGAAUUGCUUUUGUUGCAGGUGAUCCUGCCCGCGCUGCUGGAGCAGUCGCACACGCGCACGUGGCUGAAGGCGGGGCUGCGCGCGUGGUGCGCGUGCGCGGCGGGCGCGCUGGGGCUGCGCUCGUACCUGCUGGGGGCCGCGCGCCACGCCGACCAGCCGCACCCGCCGCACCCGCCGCACCCGCCGCACCAACCGCACCCGCCGCACCAGCUGGGCCAAGCGCACCAGGCAUUAAUGUGGCGCGAAGGCCCAGCCGGCUUCGAGCCGUACGUGCGCGUGUCGUGGUUCCCGCUCCGUUUGACAGCUCUGCUCGGCUUCGUUUCCGUAUCCCUUGUACUGGCCAGCGCUCUUACUUUGGUUAUACCAGUAGCGAUUGGCAGAAAGGUUAUGGCGUUGUGGCUACCAAAAGCGUCGGAAGGAGUACACGAAUUGUACACUGCAGCUUGUGGUAUGUACGUGUGCUGGGCGAUGGGCCGCGGCGGUGCGCUAGCGGCGGGCUGGGCGCGCGGCGGGCGGGCUGCGCUCGUGGCCCGCGCGGCUCUGUGGGCGCGCCGGGCUGCACGGGCUGCGCUAGCUGCACUCGCACUGCUCGGUCUUGUGCCGCUGCUGUUCGGAUUGCUGCUGGAGCUGGUCCUCGUGAUCCCUCUAAGAGUGCCGCUCGAACAAUCGCCAGUGCUAUUCGUAUGGCAGGACUGGGCGUUAGGCGUGCUCUACACUAAGAUAGUGUGUGCGCUAACUAUGAUGGGCCCCGACUGGAGCAUGCGACGUGCUAUUGAGAAGGCGUAUAGAGAUGGUAUUAGGGAAAUGGAUCUUAAGUUCAUACUGCGCUCCGUAGCAGCACCUCUAGUCCGUUGGCUGGGCCUAGCUCUAGCAGUACCGUAUGCGUUUGCGCACAGUGUAGCACCGCUAGCAGUAGCGUCAGCGGCUCAGAGGAACUUGUUGGCACGACGAGUGUAUCCCGCGUUACUGAUUAUAUCAGUACUAGCUGCGUUGGCCGUCUUCCAGAUCCGUCAAUUCCGCAAACUGUACGAGCACAUAAAGAACGACAAGUACCUUGUGGGCCAGCGGCUCGUCAACUACGACCACCGGCGGCACAAGCACGUCACACACUGACUCGCUCGCACUUGUGAUAUCUUAAUUUGUAAGACAAGGACGGGUAUACCCGAAUCGAUUGUUCUAGACCUGUGAGGAUUCUAUGUAACGACGUUAUAGUAUUAACUAAACUGUGCAAUAUCAAAUAUGGCGCCAAAAUUGGUGCGAGUGAGAGCGUUUCGGUCGGGAAAUUGUCUCUUUCUAAUUAGGCCAUGGCCACACAAAAUAAGGGGUAAAUUGCUUGAAAACUAGCGUGUAAAUAUUCUGAUAUUAUAAUGAUGAUACGCUAGCAUAUUUAACGUUAAAAACUAAAAACAAUUAAAGCAUAGUGUGGCUUUAUGUUAUUGGAAAAUUUUAAACAUUGUUAAAUUAUAAUCUACCCGCGAUAUUUACAUAAUAUCCUCUCGCUCGGACCGCUUUAGCCUCCGCUUAUAAGGAAAAAGCAACCCUAAGUAUAUAAAAAUAGAUCUUAUUUUAUCAAAACAAAUAUUUUUAGUGCGCAGUCUAGAUAACAGUAUAACGUCUUCGAUGUGAUGUCAUUAUAAUAGAAAUGGCGGGAAUUAUUUCAUUGGGUUAUAUUGUUAAGAACGUGUAUAGGUUUCUGUUAGGGUUAUAGUGUUUGUGUUCACCGUUAAAAGACAUUUUGUGAAACUAUAAUGUGAAUCAAAGUUUAAAUUUUGUAAUGUCAGUUUCGCCAAAAGUUCAUUGCACGGUUAGAUCCUGUAUUAGCGCAAAAUUAUGCUGUAAAUAAACGCUUAAAUUCGUGGUUCUUUAGGCUAUUGUUACUUUAUUUUUGUAUAUGAUUGUAAUUCCAAAAAUAUAUUUAUUAGAUUUAAAUUCUACGGAAAAUAAUGUUUAUUUUAAUUAGGACUAAAAAUGGUCAUUGAUGUUUAAAAAUAUUGAAUUUGGCAAAGAAAUUGACAAAUGUGUCUUAGUUUGUAAUAUUGAGGUGAACGAACAAACACUAGUACAUAUUGUAUAUAUUUAACUGUUGUAUUGUACGCCAUUUUUAUUAUUUUACAUAAAUUGCCAACAACAUUUAAUUUAAUUCAUUUAAUAUGUUUAUUUUUAUAUCCGUAUUUUAUUUUCAUUAAAUGCUCAUUCAUUAAAUAUAAAUAUAGAUACAAGAUGGUUAAGGUUAUCCUCGUCUCAGCACUUAGCUUGUAAUUCUUGUGAUUAAAUCGUUAAAUAUUA
Molecule: messenger RNA, 3996 nt
Organism: Colias croceus (clouded yellow)
Lineage: Eukaryota; Metazoa; Arthropoda; Insecta; Lepidoptera; Pieridae
Product: E3 ubiquitin-protein ligase MARCHF6
Exons: 10
Coding region: 223-2823 (866 amino acids)
Cellular component (GO): endoplasmic reticulum membrane
Molecular function (GO): zinc ion binding
Source: RefSeq, a predicted model, not a curated record